This is a messenger RNA of Nothoprocta perdicaria, 1664 nucleotides long. It is a transcript of the gene SFRP2, whose product is annotated as secreted frizzled related protein 2. Gene Ontology annotation, molecular function: Wnt-protein binding. Gene Ontology annotation, biological process: negative regulation of canonical Wnt signaling pathway; canonical Wnt signaling pathway; non-canonical Wnt signaling pathway. The record is from RefSeq and is a predicted model, not a curated record. The transcript has 3 exons. The coding region runs from base 41 to 919 and encodes 292 amino acids. Lineage: Eukaryota; Metazoa; Chordata; Aves; Tinamiformes; Tinamidae.
CGCAGCUCGGCCCGCGGGCAGCCGCGGCAGCAGCGCCGAGAUGCAGGCGGUGCCGCUGGUGCUGCUGCUGCUGGCCGCGCAGUGCUGCGCCUCCGCCGCGGGGCUCUUCCCCUUCGGCGAGCCCGACUUCUCCUACAAGCGCUCCAACUGCAAGCCCAUCCCCGCGCCCAUGCUGCUCUGCCGCGGCAUCGAGUACCAGAGCAUGCGGCUGCCCAACCUGCUGGGCCACGAGACGGUGCAGGAGGUGCUGGAGCAGGCGUCCACCUGGAUCCCGCUCGUGCAGAAGCAGUGCCACCCCGACACCAGGAAGUUCCUCUGCUCCCUCUUCGCCCCUGUCUGCAUUGACGACCUCGACGAGAUCAUCCAGCCGUGCCACUCGCUCUGCGAGGAGGUGAAGGAGAGCUGCGCGCCRGUCAUGUCCGCCUUCGGCUUCCCCUGGCCCGACAUGCUGGACUGCAGCCGCUUCCCCAAGGACAACGACCUCUGCAUCCCCCUGGCCAGCAGCGACCACAUCCUGCCGGUCACCAGGGAAGCACCCAAGGUCUGCGAUGCCUGCAAAAACAAAAAYGAAGAUGACAAUGACAUUGUGGAAAACCUCUGCAAGAAUGACUUUGCCCUGAAGAUAAAAGUGAAGGAGAUUGCCUACAUCAAUGGGGAUACCAAGAUCACCCCCGAAACAAAGAGCAAAACCAUCUACAAGCUGAACGGGCUGACCGAAAGGGAUCUGAGGAAGAUUGUGCUCUGGCUCAAAGGCGGCCUGCAGUGUACCUGCGACGAGAUGAACGACAUCAACGUGCCCUACCUGGUGAUGGGGCAGAAGCAGGCCGGGGAGCUGGUGAUCACCUCGCUGAAGCGGUGGCAGAAAGGGCAGCGGGCUUUCAAGCGCUUCUCGCGCAGCAUCCGCAAACUGCAGUGCUAGCCGCCUCYGCUCCUGCCACAUCCAGCAGCCGCCUCCAUCCCGAGCUCCCGGUCCGUUCCCCYGUGCCCUCUUGUGCCGUCCCCUCCGAGCCUCAAGGUGCAGUGGGCGUCAGAGCCAGGGACUGUUCCCUGAGAGAGGAGGGAGGCCUCUAUUUUUGUACAUAGGUUAAAGUGUAAUAAAAAAAAUCAUGACUAUUUUUGGGAUUAAAGUAUCUUGCCUAAGUUUUUUUUUUUUUCCUCUCUUUUUGAGUGCAAGUGUGACUUUGACCUGAAGCUUUUCCCUCUUUGUUUUGGUAAUGCUGGUCAGUUUAUAUUGCUAUUUCUCUGUAUACAUGCAUGUUUGUUGUGCAAAAAGUAGGAGUGCAAAGACAGUCAUGUGUGACUGGCCUGUCACACUGGAUAUGACUUUUUCAUUAAUAUGGAAGGGCUUGCCAUCUAUAUUAACACUAUAAAGAUCAUGUUACAACUCUUGCAUGUGAUACAUAGGCACCAAUAAGAGCAUAUUAACCAUUCUCACGCUUUUUUUUCCUCCACGUGUCUGAAGUUUCCACUUCCCUGUCAGAGAAAUGAACAAGUUUUGGAGUUGAUCUGAAUGCAACUUUCAUUUUUUAAUUUUGCUAAUUAAGCCAUCUGUAGCCUACUUGUAAUAUACCUAUUGGUUAACCUKAAAGAGUUGUAAAAUAUUGCUUUAAUUAACCUUGUAAAUAUUCCAGAUAAAUGUUAUAUUCUUGUAUAUAAACUUUACA